This is a messenger RNA of Saprolegnia parasitica CBS 223.65, 1689 nucleotides long. RefSeq lists its product as hypothetical. Gene Ontology annotation, molecular function: ATP binding; ATP hydrolysis activity. Bases 1 to 1689 code for a protein of 562 amino acids. The record is from RefSeq and is a predicted model, not a curated record. The transcript has a single exon. Lineage: Eukaryota; Oomycota; Saprolegniomycetes; Saprolegniales; Saprolegniaceae.
AUGCGCGCCAUUGCCAACGGCCAGCUCGAGGGUUUCCCGUCCAAGGAUGAGCUCAAGACAGUGUACGUCGAGCACAACUUGCAAGCGGAGGAAGCCGACCUCUCGGUCGUCGACUUUGUGUUGAACGACCCCGACUUCAAGGACAUGCCCCGCAAGGAAGUUCAGGACACGCUCUCGUCGGUCGGCUUCACGGACGCCAUGCAGGCGCAGGCCGUCGGCUCGCUCUCAGGUGGCUGGAAGAUGAAGCUCGAGCUCGCCCGUGCGAUGCUCCAGAAGGCCGACAUUUUGCUGCUCGACGAGCCGACCAACCACUUGGAUGUCGCCAACGUGGCCUGGCUCGAGAACUACCUCACGUCCAUGACGACGAUCACGUCGCUCAUUGUGUCGCACGACUCGGGCUUCCUCGACAACGUCUGCACCAACAUCAUCCACUACGAGAAGAACCGCAAGCUCAAGACGUACGUCGGCAACAUGUCGGAGUUUGUCAAGAUCCGCCCGGAAGCCAAGGCCUACUACGACCUCGACGCAGCGACGGUGGCCUUCAAGUUCCCAGAGCCUGGUUUCCUCGCCGACAUCAAGAACAAGGGCAAGCCCAUCAUUCGUCUCACGAAUUGCUCGUACACGUACCCCGGGUCGUCCAAGCCAUCGAUCAACAACGUCAGCGUGACGUGCGCGCUCUCGUCGCGCAUUGCGGUGAUUGGUCCCAACGGCGCCGGCAAGUCGACCAUGAUCAAGAUGCUCACGGGCGAAACCGAGCCGACGCAAGGUACCUUGUGGAAGCACCCGGCCAUGCGCUUUGCGUACGUCGCUCAGCACGCGUUCCACCACAUUGAGCAGCACUUGGACAUCUCGGCCAACCAGUACAUCCAGUGGCGCUUCCAGUCCGGCGAGGACAAGGAGCUCAUGGCCAAGGAGACGCGUAAGCUGACACCGGAAGAGAAGGAGCUUCUCGCCAAGCCCGUCAACUGGGAGGGCGAGAAGCGCGUCUUCGAGUCGAUCGAGAACCGCCGCAAGCUCAAGAAGUCGUUCGAGUACGAGGUCAAGUGGAUGAAGCUCCCCGAUACGGAGAACUCGUGGAUCCCGCGUGAGAAGCUUGAGAAGUGGGGUUUCGACAAGAUCCUCCAGAUCGCCGAUGAUCGCGAAGCCGCCCGCGCCAACAUGCAGGCGCGUCCCGUCACGGCCAUUGCGGUGCAAAAGCACCUCGAUAACUUUGGCUUGGCGGCCGACUUUGGUACGCACUCGCGCAUGCGCGGUCUCUCGGGCGGUCAGAAGGUCAAGGUCGUCUUGGCGGCUGCCAUGUGGCUCAACCCGCACAUUUUGGUGCUCGAUGAGCCGACCAACUUCUUGGAUCGCGACUCGCUCGGUGCGCUCGCGGGUGCCAUCAAGGAGUUUGGCGGCGGUGUCGUCUUGAUCUCGCACCACAGAGAGUUCACGGACGCCUUGGCGAUCGAGACGUGGAACGUGGUUGCUGGUCAGCUCUCGAUCGAAGGUCAAGUCCCGGAAGACAAGACCAAGAUCGAGCAGAUCGACGCCGAAGAGUCGGUUGACGCGUUCGGUAACAAGGUCGUCACCAAGGUCAAGCGAAAGCUCACCCGCAAGGAGCUCAAGGUCAAGCUCAAGGCCAAGCGCGAUGCUGAGAAGCGCGGCGAGUUUUACUCGGACUCGGACCUUGACGGCUACGAAGAGUAA